AUGGAGUUCAGGAGUAUGACACAAAAACAGUAUGUGAAUUGAAUGUUUUGGCUUGGAUUUUUGCUAGCCAUGGCUUAUGUGGUGUUCACUAUGCUGGAAUCGUCAAUGAGCUGUAUUGAUGCUGAUGGGUGCCUUAAAACUUGGUGUGAAAUGGACUGGCUUGAAUCAGAAGUGCAAGACAAGAUAAGACAAAAUGAUUGCAUACUUCUAAAUAAAUAA
Molecule: messenger RNA, 219 nt
Organism: Blepharisma stoltei
Lineage: Eukaryota; Ciliophora; Heterotrichea; Heterotrichida; Blepharismidae
Source: the annotation of a GenBank genome assembly